Messenger RNA from Chenopodium quinoa (quinoa), 1448 nucleotides. RefSeq names its product ethylene-responsive transcription factor TINY-like. NCBI's taxonomy places the organism in Eukaryota, Viridiplantae, Streptophyta, Magnoliopsida, Caryophyllales, Amaranthaceae. Gene Ontology annotation, biological process: regulation of DNA-templated transcription. The record is from RefSeq and is a predicted model, not a curated record. The coding region runs from base 431 to 1306 and encodes 291 amino acids. The transcript has a single exon. Gene Ontology annotation, molecular function: DNA binding; DNA-binding transcription factor activity.
CAAUAAAAUAAUAUAAAGAUCACACUAUAUGAUCAGAACAAUAAGAUAUACAGAGUACAUAAAUAUAACACGGCAAAGAGAUUCUACAUUAUACAAUCACAUAAUAUUUUUUUAAUUAAUGAAAAUUUAGAGCUUGACUUUGUAGAUUCAAAGCAUGAUUAAAAAACUAAAACGAAGAAUAAUUAAGGUUAAUUAACACUAAUCAAGUAACUAGAUAUUCCCCUUAUUUCCCUCCAAGUCCUGUAUCCCACACGCCCCGCCUCACCUCUAUAGGCGUAAACCUCGUGUCUUUGUCCAUACUCUUCACUCUUUUCCCUCCCUAUAUAAAUCCCUUCUCCCCCCAAAAACCUCUACUAACUUUAUUUUCUCUCCCUUCCUUCUUAAUUGGCUUUUAUUUAUAAUUUCAACUCUCAAAUAUUAAUCUAUUCAGAUGGCACCAAAAUAUGAUCAACAUAUGUACCCAGAGAACUCAUCGGACGCCUCAUCGACGUAUAACGAUGAGGCGAUGGCAAUAAAUGUAGAUGAGAAUAAUAAUAGUAAUAGUAAGAAGAGACAGAGGGAUACGAAGCACCCCGUGUACCGGGGUGUUCGUAGGAGAGCUUGGGGAAAAUGGGUUUCCGAGAUCCGAGAACCUCGAAAGAAGUCUCGGAUUUGGCUCGGGACUUUCUCAUCCCCUGAGAUGGCGGCUCGUGCACAUGACGUGGCCGCCUUGAGUAUCAAGGGUUCAUCUGCUGUGCUCAACUUCCCUGAUCUCGCUCCCUCUCUCCCCCGCCCUCUCUCCAACUCUCCUCGCGAUGUCCAGCUUGCGGCUGCCAAGGCAGCCGCCCUCGAGUUCAACUUCACAGCAACAGAAGAAAACACCGUCGCCACAACAACUACAACGGAAGACAAUGGCGCUACUGCCAGCACCAGCAGCAGCAGUAGCAGCACUGCUGCUGCUCCCGCUGGUGCCACCAUCCAGGAGCAUGCAACGAAUAGCAGCAGUGCUGCUACUGCGGAUGUGGCACCAGCCUCACCUUCAACAUCCUCAUCAACAACCGCAUUGUCCUCAGACUCCACGAUCGUGUCAGGGGACGAGGAACAACUACUAGGAGAAAUAGUAGAGCUGCCAAGUUUGGAAGAUGAGUUCGGGUUCGACUCGGCGGAGUUCGUGGACAGAACGUGGUUAAUGUACGAGUUCUACGACUCGGAUCCACUGCUUCAAUGCUGGGUAAAUAAUGAAAAUACAAGUGCUACUGAGGGGUAUUUUGGGGAACAAGGUUUGAGCUAUAAUACCUCUUUUGACGCUUUGUUAUGGCAUCAUUAAAUGCAAAAGCAUUUUUUUUUUUCUUAUAAUUUUUUUUUUUUCUAAAAAAAAAGUAAAAAAAAGAGAGACAUGUUCUUCCCUCCUCCUUAAAUUGCCUUUAAGUGAUGGCAGAUAUAUAUAUAUAUUUAGGGAAUUAAAUAGA